Aureobasidium melanogenum CBS 110374 is the source of this 513-nucleotide messenger RNA. Its product is annotated as ribosomal protein S12. Gene Ontology annotation, molecular function: structural constituent of ribosome. The coding region runs from base 1 to 513 and encodes 170 amino acids. The record is from RefSeq and is a predicted model, not a curated record. The transcript is spliced from 3 exons. NCBI's taxonomy places the organism in Eukaryota, Fungi, Ascomycota, Dothideomycetes, Dothideales, Saccotheciaceae. Gene Ontology annotation, cellular component: small ribosomal subunit; ribosome. Gene Ontology annotation, biological process: translation.
AUGGCUCUUAACCUCUUUACACGCCUGUUCAGGCUGCCUGCUACGGCGCGUUCCAACUUUUCGGCCCUCAGCACCACUCUUCGCUCACCGAUCGCCGCCUCACCACGCGCAUUCAGCACAUCGUCACCAUUCUCGGCUACAUACAACCAAGUCUUGCGCGGCUGCCGUGUCGCUCAAAAAGCCCGUAAACCUACCUCGCCACAAUUGAAAGAUAGACCUGAGAUGAAGGGCGUGUGUGUGCGUGUCGGAAUUACCAAGCCAAAGAAGCCCAAUUCGGGAGAGCGCAAAGUCGCAAGAGUCAGAUUAAGUAACGGCAGAGUCGUUACCGCCUAUAUCCCUGGUGAAGGUCACAAUGUUCAGCAGCACUCUGUUGUCUUGGUCCGUGGUGGUCGUUCGCAGGAUUGCCCCGGUGUCAAGUACCAUCUUGUCAGAGGCGCCUUGGAUCUGGGUGGUGUUGGUAACAGAAUCACUUCACGAUCAAAGUACGGCACCAAGAAGCCCAAGGCUGCCUAA